Messenger RNA from Seriola aureovittata, 4318 nucleotides. RefSeq names its product tomoregulin-1-like. Bases 224 to 2218 code for a protein of 664 amino acids. The record is from RefSeq and is a predicted model, not a curated record. NCBI's taxonomy places the organism in Eukaryota, Metazoa, Chordata, Actinopteri, Carangiformes, Carangidae. Gene Ontology annotation, molecular function: protein binding. The transcript has 10 exons.
AUUGACAUGUACGGUCGCAACAUGUUAUAUCAUAUAAAAUAAUCAUAUAGAUAUAUUAUAUUAACCAUGGGUUUUUUAUAUGUUGUAAACUUAUAUCUUCAUAUAUCCAGAGGAUGUAUAUAUGUGAUAAUAAUUUAUCCACAUCACUCUUGAUAUAGAGACAAAAUCUCAUGUUACAUUUCCAAAUGGGAACUUUUAAAAACGUGGAUUAAUCAUCAAUCAAAUGAUUCCCACAGUGUAUAUGAGUCGAUCAAAUCUGCCUAGAAACAACAGAUGUGUGUCUAAGUGUAAUGUUUGGACUAAGGACUCAGUUUGGCGGGUUGCUGGAUCCCACAGUUGCAGCACGAGGCUUUUAAUUAGAGCAACCUACAGAGGAGCAAGAGACAUGCAGCGAUAUAUGACUCUGUCUCUGUGGGAGUGGUCUCCUGCGGGUCACGUGGUCCAGGCCUUUGUUGAUGUGAAUCAGUGGAGAACGCACAGGAGGACAAAAAAAAAAAAAAAAGUCCAGGUCCGAUCGACCGACCGACCGCAUCCGUCCGUCCUUCCCGGCGCACACUCGCCCCGCUUCGGCCUGGAUGCUGCUGGAAGCCGCUUCGGAUUUUCACCUGGAUCUUUUUCUCCGCGGCGGUGCCCGGUUCUCCCCGCCGGUUUGAGUGCGAGGCAGCGGGGGCUGGGGGAUGGAGGCUCAGUCCGGGCUGUGAGCAGACUGGUUUUAGGGGGUGGAGGCGGAGGUGUGGGGGGUCGCUGUGUGAAGCCCCAGGCCCUGCUUUGCUUUGUUAUCCCGGGCUUCGUGUUGCAGCCCUCCUCGGGUUUUUCCAGCGUGUUUGUGUUUCAUCAUGAAGCUUCUCCCGGAGAGACACUGAGUUUCAGACCGGAGGGAAACACAUGGAGGGAAGCAGCAUUUAACUCCUUAUUCUUCUUUCUCUGCGGAGUGUUUCUGACCCGAGGAUCCUCACAAAAACAGAUUGUUUUUAUUUCUGUUUUUCAUCCAUCUCUUUGUACACCUCUGCCCUAUCUCUAUAUCUCUAUCUCCAUCUCCCUCUCUUCACCUCCAUUUAUCGCUAUCUUUCCCUUUAUCCCUCACCUUUCAGUCUCUACCUCUCCCCUCUGUCGGGGUCUAUCCCUCCAUCUCUCCCUCCUCCCGUCCUCCAUCAUGGCUCCAGCGUGCCGGUUCUCGUGGUUCUGCUGCCUGCUGGUUCUGCUGGUUCUUCCCGCCGCCGUCCGGAGCUCGUUCCCCCGCAGCGGAGGCAGCAGCAGCGCGGAGUGCGGCCCCGGGAAGGCCGCCGACUGCCCAGAUCUAUCAGAGAAGAAGAGCGACCUGCGCGUGUGCGAUGCCGGAACGUGUCGCUUCGGAGGAACCUGCCGCGAGAACGGAGCUGACAUCAAGUGUGUCUGCCAGUUCCACUGCCAUAAAAAGUACGUCCCUGUGUGUGGGUCAAACGGAGACACGUACCAGAACGAGUGUUUCCUGAGGAGAGCCGCCUGUAAGAAGCAGAGAGCCAUCACCAUCAUGUCAGAGGGACCCUGUUACCACGACGCUGGUUCGGGAUCUGGAGAUGGAGAUGAUGAAGGCUCCGGUCGCGGUAAAAAGGCCUCGAAAUGUGGAAACUGCAAGUUUGGAGCCGAGUGUGACGAAGACUCUGAGGAUACACUCUGCAUGUGUAACAUCGUGUGCAACGGCCACAACGACAACCCGGUGUGCGGCGGCGACGGUGUCACCUACGACACGCCCUGCCACGUCCGAGAGGCGUCCUGCCUCAAACAGCUCAAGAUCGACAUCAAACAUGUGGGACGUUGCCAAGACAAAAGCAGGAAGGAUGACGGCGUCAAGACCAAACCAGACAUCUAUGCUGUGUCCAAACCUGGUGAGGGGGAGGGGUUUAUGGACAGCCCCACCCCCUGUCCUGAAGACUACGCCCACUUCUGUGAACACGGCCAGUGUGAGAUGAGACAGAAUCUUCCCACCUGCAGGUGUGAGGCAGCGUAUGGGGGCGCUCAGUGUGAUGAGCUGCUGGACUUUAACAUCCUGUACGUGGUGCCCAGCGGUCAGAAGCUGCACUACGUCCUGAUCGCCGCCAUCAUCGGAGCCGUUCAGAUCGCCGUCAUCGUAGCCGUGGUCAUGUGCUUCACCAGGAGGUGCAACAAGACGAAGCGUGGACGGAGACAGAAGCAGCACCUCGGCCACUUCCCGUCAGGAACGUCCUCCAGGAUGAUGUAGCUGCUCCAGUUUCUGUGAAAUACAAGAAGUCCAAUUUUUCGUACCACACAGACAGACUGCAUUUUUUAUAUCUCGACUUUUUGGUGCCUCUUUUUUUCCCCUUUUUAAAAAAAAUAAUUUUAACUUUCUUAAGGGGCCUUAUUUUAAAGAUUUUCCUCCAUCUUUGAUUUCUCUUUCUGGCUGCACAGUUUUGUCUCUUCGCUGUCUGCAGAGGACGUUUUGUUUUCCAUCAGUCGGAGCGGAGACGUACAGUCUGGUUCGUGUUUGUCAUGAUGCUGCUGCUCUCAGACUCUGAAUCACUGUGGAUCCAACAGGAAACAUUAUUUAUCUGAUUGUAUCUUCACUCUGGACCGUCCACAUACUAACUGGAAAGAUGUUGUUUCUGUUUGUUUUCACCCUGUGGGACGCAGACCGACAUUGUUUCUGUUUUAGAUUUAUUUUGAAGGAAAACUAGAAAAUAUGUGUAACCUUGUUUAUGUGGCAUGUACAUUAGAUAUAUGCAAAUAUUAGCUAUUCCUGCAGAACACCUAAUGUUGACAUUUAAAUACUGAAUUCCUGUGAUUUGAAUUCACUUUUUUCCAGAAACCAUAUUUGUGGCUAAAAUCUUUAUUCUGGCAUCUGGUUGUUCAGGUUUGAAUUUUAACCAUUUUUUUGACCAAAUUCAAAUUUUUACUCCAGAAUUUAAGCAAAUUCUUUUUUCUUUUUUUUCAUAUUGGACGCUAGAAUUUAUUUUGCGUUUGGUAAAUAAUUUCUCUAGGACUAGAAGUUUUACAACUUGAAAUUAGAGGAGCACAAGCCACAUAAAUUUAGAUGGUUUUCAAAGUAAAAUACUGUAUGUUAUUCUAUAUAGUCAGUGGUAUUUAAAUUUCAAUAUUAAGUAUUUAGAAGUUUUUUUUGCUUCUGUAGUCACCUUGAAAUUACGGCAUAAAACUACAGAUCUGGUUAAUUUUUCUGAACUCUGAUGAGACAGUUAAAGGUUAAAGUUGGUCACUCUUGCACCAAAACAGCCUUUAGAAAUUUAACAUGCAACAAGAUGUUUGCGAGUCGUCACUUUGGUCUUGACACUCGGCUGCAGCAGAAAGUGUCCGAGCAGCAGCCGUGAUGAGAGCUGGUUGAUUUCUGCUGAGGAAAGGAGCCUCAGUGCUUCCUAUCUUAUCUCCUUUAGCAUAGAGGACACUGGAGCUUCCUUUAACAAAGGGAAAGGGGAUAAUGCCAUCCCACAAUUCAUUGCUGCAGCAACAUUUAUGCACCAACAUCAGUAACAUCCUCAUGACAUUUUCCAUCAAGGUCAAGGACUUUUUUUUUUUCAUUUCGACUGCAGCCCUGGUUUUGUUUCAUACUAAUAACUCCCAUGAUGCACUGCUGCUCACGGUUAGCCUGGUUUUCUUUGUCACCGUGUUAUAACGCCUUAAUACUCCAGGGGCCGCUCUUUGUCGGGACUACAGGAUCAUCAGGGACCACUCGAGGCCUCGGGUGUUUGUGCUGCAGUAGACUUGUGUCUAACGUGUUAUUUUCUUUUUUGCUGCAUCUCACAGGGUCAAAAAUACCUUUUCAUGUAACUUAGAUGAACUUUAUUUGAACUUUUUGUAUUUGUUAUGAUGAGACGCACCUGAAAACCAAAAUGCUGUUUUUUCUACUGCUUAAAAAAAAGGUACAAGCUGACAUGUACAGGUUGUUGUUAUAAUUAUUUUAUUGCUUAAUUUUCAGAUGACGCCAUUCCGGAAAUGGAUUCCAAUGUUUUUUUGUGUUUUGACAAACUGCUAAUAAUUUAAAUGACUGUUUGUUUUGUUUUUUUUGGUCGAGUUUCUUCUUUUUUUUUAUAUAAUUUGUAACAAUGGUACGAAGUGUCCGUGUUGGUUGUUUUAUUGUGGUAGAAGGAGUAGAUGAAUAAGCUGGGGCGAGGUUCCCUAAAGCAUCGCUGCGCUGAGAUCAGAUUUAUCUGGAACACAAACAUUGGUGGAGCUGUGGUCUCGGUCUCGUGAUGCCUGUGGGAAUCCGCUCUGAUUUUACUGUAGAUGUUGCGUACUGCAUGAAACAGUGAAGUUGUUGUUUAGACUGUGCUGUAGUUGAACUAGAAUUAAAUUAUGAUGUUUGAACCCA